Molecule: messenger RNA, 435 nt
Organism: Trichoderma asperellum CBS 433.97
Lineage: Eukaryota; Fungi; Ascomycota; Sordariomycetes; Hypocreales; Hypocreaceae
Source: RefSeq, a predicted model, not a curated record
AUGUCAUUCUCUAUACAGCAUCCAGACUUGUCGUCCGCUUUGGUGACUCCGAAAGAUGCCUCCACGGCAAAUUUCCAGUCCGUGACUUGCUAUAUUGAGGUUUCUCCGGCAAAGCAAUCAUUAAAAAGAAAAAGAACGAAAACUACGGAAGAUACGAGUGGCAUGUUUCCUGAUGGCCCGAGGAUUUUGGAAUAUCUCCCACCAAACACUCACAGAGAGGCCCAAAAGAUAUCUCACAGCGGCAAGACCUCAAGAACUGAACUCAUAAAGCAGCUGAAGCAGAUGUUGGAUAUCGCACUAGAGUUAAUCGUGCUCGGAUCACGAAAGCAGUACAAGGGCAUUAUUACCAGUACAUACACGCCAGCUGAAUGUUUGGCACAUCUGGCACCCGCUGUGUUUAGCAUGCUGUAUCUCAAGGUAAAUACAACUGGCUAG